AUGAGAAAUGAGAUCGCGGAAUUAAAAGUAAAUUUAACAGAGGUUAAAACAGAAAACAACACUAUUAAAGAAAAAAUUCAGCUGAUAGAAAAAGAUUUUAUUGACUUGGAAAAGAAUAAUAAGUUGUUAACUGAAAAAUUACUACACAAAGAACAACAAGACCGUCGAAACAACAUAGAAAUCACGGGAAUUCCUUUUAAGAAAGGUGAAAAUCUUCUCAGCAUUUUUAAUUUAUUGGCUACCAAGGUUGGGUUUACACCCUCAUCUUCGGAUGUUGACUGCAUCCAUCGGGUCAGGCGAUAUCCUCGUGAAGGAAGACCAGGCGAUAGCACUCGUAAUGAAGACGCUCAACCACAAAAUAUUAUUGUUAAAUUUACACAGCAUAAUCGUAAGAAUGCUAUGAUAGCUGCAGUUCGCGCGCGCCGAGGUCUUACAACAGCUGAUGUGGGUAUCGACGGCGCAGCCAAACCAAUUUUUAUAAACGACCACCUUGCACCACACAAUAAAAUGCUAUAUGGACGUGCUCGUAAGGCCGGUCGUGAAUUGGGAUAUAAAUACAUAUGGCUUAGUGACUGCAAGAUAUUCCUUCGAAAGAGUGACGCGUCUAAAGCAAUUUUAAUAUCUUCCGAAAGUGAUCUAAUUAAAAUAAAGUGA
Messenger RNA from Bicyclus anynana (squinting bush brown), 654 nucleotides. RefSeq lists its product as uncharacterized. The coding region runs from base 1 to 654 and encodes 217 amino acids. The transcript has a single exon. The record is from RefSeq and is a predicted model, not a curated record. Lineage: Eukaryota; Metazoa; Arthropoda; Insecta; Lepidoptera; Nymphalidae.